CAGGAAGUGGCCUCUCAUCUAAUUACUAGUUAGCAUCUAGAGCUAGUGUAAGUUAAAGAUAGCGUCAACACGAUGCUUAACGACAAUGAACUUGUUACGUUGCGGAACAGAUUUAAGAGAGAUGCGGAGUUUCUCAUGCAAACAACAACAAAUGGCGACGAAGACGAAAAGAGUCAGGAGGAAAAAGAUGCUAAACCUCUUCCUCGCAUUAACAGACACUCCGUUUUCUGGAUCAUGGCAUCUAUAGGUGUGACCUACUAUGUUGAUUUCCUCCGUAACAUCAUGGAGAAUGACGAUAUCAAAAGUUGGUGGUUCAAUGUGGGUCUGAUACUCCUUGGGAUCUGCCUGUCUCUGGCCAUGUUUUGCAUUGUGUACCUGGAGUGGUUCAAAGGCAUCCGGCACUACGACCAAGAAUAUCCUGCCAUUCCUCCCAUCACCACUGCAGCAUUUAUUGCAGCAUCUUGCAGCUUCAACAUGGCUCUGUGGCCUGUGUGGUCCUUUUUCACUCCACUCAUCCUCUUCACACAGUUCAUGGGUGUGGUCAUGCUCAUCUCUUUGCUUGGAUAAAUGUGAUGGCUGAGGAUGUUUUUUUUGUUUUUUUUAAGCUCUGUAUUUUAGAUUUUCACAAAAUGUCCUUUUUUAUGGAAUAAAUAACAUUUUAUUUGGCCUUAAAUUGUUAAAAAAAUUUUAUGGAGUGAAACCUUGUGUCAUUAAAACUUGUCAUUAGAAAUGUAUUAAUACAGUGCUUCAUACUUAAAUAAUUUGGAUUUUACAUCAUCUUGUUAACCACAGUUUGGAGUUCUCUCUUAAUAAUUUUCCUCCAUUAUUUGCACAUAUUUUUUUUUUUAAAAAAGGUUAAUAUUUACAACUGCAUCAUCAAACUUAAAUGCCCUGGUAUCAAUAUAGAAAACAUACCUUCCAAAAACCUUAGACACUCCAACACCAAAAUCAAACAUACACACUAACCAUUAUGGCAUUGGCAUUAUGACAUUAUAACCAUUUGUCCACUCACACCGCUCUCCAUUUUCAAAUAUAUCUAGCAACACAUUCACAGAAACAGCCCCCAACACUCCCACUGCUCUCAUUAACAUGGCUGUCAGCUGCUUUUUUUUUUUUAGCUUGAACAUGAACAUUGCGGAGCACUCAACUCGUGAGCCAGAUGAUUCCUUUAAAGGGACAGUUCACCCCCAAAUCAAAAAUACAUAUUUUUUUCAGAGAUGUCUGCCUUCUCUUAAAUAUAAUGGAACUAGAUUGCACCCUCAACGCAACACAAAAAUACGUUUGAAAAACUCAACAACAAUCUCUCUCUUUCUAGAAAUCAUGAUCCAGUUACUCAAGAUAAUCCACAGACCUUGUUGUGAGCAGUUUAAUGUAGGAUGUAUUUUCCUUUGCUAAACUACACCCAGCAACUGUAUCACCAAGUAGAAAGAAGCAUGCAUCCACUGCUAGCUCACCUAGCCCCACUUAGCUAGCUAAUGUUAACAGCUUAUCUAUGGAGGACACCAUUGCGCUCACACUGUCACAAGCACAAACCUCUCGUCUAUGAGUAGAUGUGCGCUUCCUUCUGAUGCAGUUGGCGGAUGUAGUUCAGAGGAAAGAAAAUAGCUCUUACAUGAGAAUGCUGACGACAAAGUCUCUGGAUUAUCUUGAAUAACCAAGUCUUGAUUUCUGAAAGAGACAUUGCUGUUGAUUUUUUCACUUUUUUUUUGUGCUUUGCGCAUCACAAUCCCAGUGCCAUCCAGUCUCAUUAUAUUGGAGAUAAGGCAGAUAUCUCUAUGACUGAUAUCGCCAACACUCUGCAACUCACACCAAAACAAUUUAAAUUGAUAAAUGGCACUACAGGUAAGAGGAAAAAUAGGUCAUUUUGAUUUGGUGGUGAACCGUCUCUUUAAAACUCCUCCUUCCCGUCACCUCCUCAGAAGCCUGGCUCAUCCACAUAGAUUAACUCAAGCUGUUCUUCAUCUACCUCAAAGUCAAGUGUUCACUGCAUAUAGUAAAGACUCACAGAAAACAUACACUAUCACAAUACAUUAAACCUAUAAAUGUCAUUUAUGCAACACACAUAAAACUGACCAGUAUCACAGUUACUUGGACUUACUUUUGUGCCGAUGUGAGAUUUUUGUAAACUGUGACUGGACAUGUUGCGUUAUUACACAAUGUUACAUCAUUAUGGUGAAAGUGUUUUCCCUUCCCAUCUGCCACAUUGCUUAUGCUCCUCUGCCCCUGCCUUUCUCUACACUCUCUGUCUCUCACACCUAACACACACUGACACUGUAGACCUACACCUGCAGCAGAUUGUUCUACAGAUGGGUGACAAAUUAAAGGAAAAGCAUGAAGUGUCUUAGUGUGGAGUCAGCCUCAGUGUUCCUUGCUGAUCAUUCCUCCAUUCCAUUCUUCCAGACGGUAUUCCCUUAUUUAUAUACACAACCUUUAUUUAGUCAGGGAAUCUCAUCUGUCUGGCAAGAGGGACCUGAGCACAGCAAAUACAAAGAAAAAUAAACAUAGUUGAACAUAAAAAAAGGACAUAUAGCUUCAGAAAAUCACAGACAUCACUAAAUAGAUUUGAAGAUAAACUUUAUAUUGUUUGGUCUAAUGGAGAUGAUGGCGAAGAGCAUUGUCUUACAUGUGGGUCCAAAAUCUUCCAUAGGUGUUCAACUGGGUUAAAAUCUGGUGACUGCGAAGGCCGUAGCAUUUUAGUCACGCCAUUUUCAUAUUUCAGCAAACCAUUUAGUGAACCCUCGUGCACAGAAGCAUCUGCAUUUGGCAUGUUUCCAUCUUGAAUCAGGUUUUUCCUUUGUUUUGUCCCAUCUGUGGAUGUUUCUACUGAACCAACACAGCUGCUGUCUUUAACCAUCUCAGUUUAUGAUUUGUUUUGCUUAAGAAACCAUGGCAACUGUAUCAAAAUGUAAUUUGUUGCUUUGACUAUGUGGUAAACAGCACUUAUGAGUGUGAUGAAUGUUUUGAGAAUAUAUCUUUUCUCACAGCAGACAUUUUGGCUUGUUGCAGUAGAAAAAGAUGUUCAUUUAUAACAGGUGUUAAUUGUAUUAAUGAUGGUUCUCUUGUGUUUAAGUAUGUUUCAGUAAACUAAGACUGUGAGCCACAAUUUACAUUACCAGGACCCUGAAAUUGAAGCAGCUAAAUGCCAUUCAGCCAUUGUUUUUUCUUUUUAAUUUCACCUGUGCUUUUCCUACAGUCACGUGUUAAAAUGUCCAUAUUUUUUAUGUAGAAAAAUGCCUGUAAGCAAUGGAGGAACAAGUGUGUCACCAUUUCUAACUGAUGAUAAAGCCAACAAUUUUUUAAAAUUAUUUUGAUUUUUCUCAGUUUGUGGUGAAGAAUGUGAAGACUUACAUUCUGUAAAAUGUUUUUUUCUUUAAUAAACUUUUAUAACUUA
Messenger RNA from Epinephelus moara (kelp grouper), 3391 nucleotides. It is a transcript of the gene tmem128, whose product is annotated as transmembrane protein 128. The record is from RefSeq and is a predicted model, not a curated record. Bases 73 to 567 code for a protein of 164 amino acids. Lineage: Eukaryota; Metazoa; Chordata; Actinopteri; Perciformes; Serranidae. The transcript has 4 exons.